GUCUCCCCACCAAAAUUACAUUAUCUUCUUCUUUGACAUUCUCUAGAGAUCUUUUUUUUUUUUUUUGGGCUUUGAAGAUGACUAUCUCUGUACAAAACCCUGUUUUUGUAAACGAAGAAUCUACGGCGCAUGAAAAGACCGGAGAGUUACAAUUGGACAGCGAGAUUCCAAUGUCGAAGAUACCAUCUGAUGGUGAUGUGUUUUUGGCUCCUGAGAUGAAUGCAUUUGGUCGUCAAUUCAGAGACUACGAGGAUACAAAAAGCGAGAGGCAGAAGAGCGUGGAACAUUUCUAUGAAACACAACACACUAACCAAACUUUAGAUUUCGUGAAGAAAAUGAGAAGUGAAUAUGGAAAGCUGGACAAGAUGGUGAUGAACAUUUGGGAAUGUUGUGAACUCCUUAACGAAGUGGUGGACGAGAGUGAUCCUGACCUCGACGAACCGCAAAUCCAACACUUGCUUCAAUCUGCGGAAGCUAUCCGUAAAGAUUAUCCAAACGAAGACUGGCUUCAUCUCACUGCUCUUAUCCAUGAUCUUGGCAAGGUUCUGACUCUUCCUCAGUUUGGAGGGCUACCUCAAUGGGCUGUUGUUGGUGACACGUUUCCUGUUGGGUGUGCAUUUGAUGAAUCUAACGUACAUCACAAGUAUUUUGUGGAAAACCCUGAUUUUAAUAACCCAAUGUACAAUACCAAAGCUGGGAUCUAUUCAGUAGGAUGUGGACUAGAAAACGUUUCUAUGUCAUGGGGACAUGAUGACUACAUGUACAUGGUGGCCAAGGAGAAUGGAAGCACCUUGCCAUCGGCAGGACUGUUCAUCAUCCGAUACCACUCCUUUUAUCCAUUGCACACGGCUGGAGCUUACACUCACCUUAUGAACGAAGAAGACAAGGCCAACCUCAAAUGGCUCCAUGUUUUCAACAAGUACGAUUUAUACAGCAAGAGCAAAGUACACAUCGAUGUCGAGAAGGUUAAGCCGUACUACAUGUCUCUUAUCAAGAAAUAUUUCCCGGAAAAUCUGAGGUGGUGAAACUUCAUCUAGGCCGUCCAAAAGAAGUCUACUAAUAGAAGGUUCAGAAAUGGCGUUUGAUUAGCAGCACUGGAAAGCUUUAUUAGUUUAUUUUGCCCAGUUACUAAUGUUGUAUUAUUACAUUAGCAUUAGCUAUUGUUGAUACAAACUAUAUUGUAUGUCGUCUGUCCUAUUAUUAUUAAAUAAUAUCAUUUUUUCUUUA
Capsella rubella is the source of this 1227-nucleotide messenger RNA. RefSeq names its product inositol oxygenase 5. Bases 78 to 1025 code for a protein of 315 amino acids. Gene Ontology annotation, biological process: inositol catabolic process. The record is from RefSeq and is a predicted model, not a curated record. Gene Ontology annotation, molecular function: iron ion binding; inositol oxygenase activity. The transcript is spliced from 11 exons. Lineage: Eukaryota; Viridiplantae; Streptophyta; Magnoliopsida; Brassicales; Brassicaceae. Gene Ontology annotation, cellular component: cytoplasm.